UUAAUACCGCCGUUGAAUUAAUUCCGUUCCUUCUCACCCGAAAAAAUAAUAAUAAUAAUGAUAAUACAAAUCACAAUGACAAUAAUAACAAUAAAGGAACCGGACAGUCACAGGUCAAUGGAUCUCUCUCUCUUUCUCUCUCUUUUCUUUCCUUUUUUUUUUUUUUUCUUUCUCCUUUUCCCAGGAAAAGGUAAAAACGACAAGAUUAAAUCAAACAAAACGGACCCGUCAGAAAGUUUAAACCAUCAAGCCACAAAAUAAAUAAAUAAACAUUACCACAACGCCAUCCACUCGA
Messenger RNA from Aspergillus pseudonomiae, 295 nucleotides. RefSeq lists its product as uncharacterized. The record is from RefSeq and is a predicted model, not a curated record. The coding region runs from base 58 to 261 and encodes 67 amino acids. Lineage: Eukaryota; Fungi; Ascomycota; Eurotiomycetes; Eurotiales; Aspergillaceae. The transcript has a single exon.